This is a messenger RNA of Rotaria sp. Silwood2, 1627 nucleotides long. NCBI's taxonomy places the organism in Eukaryota, Metazoa, Rotifera, Eurotatoria, Philodinida, Philodinidae. The record is from the annotation of a GenBank genome assembly.
AUGAACAACAACGCCACAUUUCCAUCAGUUUCCUUCCACCGAAAGACAUUCGGACAAAAUAUUCUAAUAGAUGAUAAUGCAUUUAAAGCCACUCGACAUACAUCAUUUGAUAAUGGUUAUUUAUAUUUAUAUUUCAAUUUAAUCAUUUUACCUUUGUUUUCAAAUAUUACAUUUACAAAUAAACGAAUUAAUAUAAAUGAACGUAUUUAUAUGAAAAUUAUUGAUAUUGAUCAAACUGGUCAAUGGUUAGGUUUUACUCAAUUUGAUCGAGAGUCUAUUCAACAUCAUCAGUUAUGUAAAUCCGUAUUAGCAAAUCUUUGUCAAAAGACCGGAAUAUCUUAUGUCGGUCAAUUUUAUUUUUUAAUUUGUAAACGAAUACAACUUCGACCUGAAGAUGCACUUUUUUUCUUUGUUAAUAAUGUAAUUCCAAAUACAUCAAUGACUAUGGGAGCUCUUUAUCAAGAACAUGUUUGUAUUUUAAUUGAUUCUAUUUUAAUAUACAUAUGUGUUUGUAUGUUAGACAGAUGAAGAUAAAUUUUUAUAUGUGGCUUAUAACGAUGAAUCGGUCUAUGGUUAAAUCAAACAUUGUUCAUUAUUUAAAAAUGUAUAUAAAAAUGCUUCUUCGUCUUUUUUUUUCGAUGACAAUUUAAGCAAAACAAUGUUGAAAGUAUUUUUCGUCUUUUGUAUAUAUACAUUGAAAAUAAUUACAUAUCUUUUUGGUUGUUCUUUGUCUGUAGUAUUCUCGUUUUUUUUCUUUGUCAUCAUCAGUAUUGAACAUAUUUAUUCGAGAUCAUUACUUUAAUUUGUAUACAAUAAAACUUUAAAUGUAUUUCGAUGGUUCAGAAUAUCAAACAUUUAUAUUCUUUAGAAUUAUUGAUAAUUCGUUCAUAUUCAUUUAUUUAUUAUCUUAUUUCAAUAAUAGACUAAAGAGAACGAAAACGGCUCAUCAAUGAUUAAGAAAGAAAUUUCGAGAUUACUCAACAAUUGAUCAUUUACUGGAGUAUUUACGUACUACAAUUGUUUUCGAUUUUAAAAAUUAUACAUUAUCUGUCUUAUGUACUUUGAAUAUGGUUUUGAAUAUUAUUACAAAUAAAUACUAUAUGAAACUUAAUACAUUAAUAUGUAUUUGAGAUUCUAAAUAAGGUUCUGCGAGACAAUCAGGAUUUGGAAUUACUGGAAAAAAUCAAUGUCUCGAAAAAGAAAUAUUAAGAAAUUUGUUUUAAACCAUCGUCAAUUUGACUUGUUUAAUUAAUGAUGUUAAAUGAAUUGAAAUCUUGAUUUUAUCUGUAUCCCAACAUGUUCAUCAAUCGAUAUUAGUAUUGUUAGAAUCAGAAACAAAGACACUUUAUUGAUAUAUUUGUGACUGACACUGCUACAAUUCAAUUCGCGUAGCUGUUCGUGCUAAGUUAGCCUAUAAGGAUUUAUUUAAACUUCACUCUUUGGAACAUGAAAGACUUUGUCUCAAAGAUGUGUUCUGCAAGCAGAUGAUUCAUCAAACAUAUUUUCUCCUACGACCUUCCCCGGCUGAGAGGAUGAUUCCUGGAGAUUUUGGUUGCGUUGGCCUGUACGGUGUGGAAAUGCAUAAAGAACAGACAGACAAACAUUCUUCUUUAUGUAUAUAUAGAUU